Emericellopsis atlantica is the source of this 1254-nucleotide messenger RNA. RefSeq names its product geranylgeranyl pyrophosphate synthase. NCBI's taxonomy places the organism in Eukaryota, Fungi, Ascomycota, Sordariomycetes, Hypocreales, Bionectriaceae. Gene Ontology annotation, molecular function: prenyltransferase activity. Bases 1 to 1254 code for a protein of 417 amino acids. Gene Ontology annotation, biological process: isoprenoid biosynthetic process. The record is from RefSeq and is a predicted model, not a curated record. The transcript has a single exon.
AUGCUGGCCUCACCCAACGCCAUCCCUCCGCGAACCUCCUCCUCCGGCCUUCACAGCUACGCCAGCUCUCUCUCCUACACGACACCACGUCCCAUCCUCAAGCCCGUCGCGGAAGCAGACUGGCUCGCACAAAAACAGGCACAGGCCGAGGUGGCCGAGCUCAAGAGGCGACGCAAUUCUCCUGACGGUCUCGCCCAGAAACCUCACCACAGGCAUCACUCGUCCUCCUUUGGCGCCUCCCCCAGCGCCGAGGCCUACUACCACUCUCCAACCAUGCACCCCAUCCAGCCGGCGACCUCGGCGCCUCCGCCGCCUGAUCCCACUCGCUAUAUGGACCACGACCUCGACUUCCGCCCAGAGCGUUCCUGGAACGCCGACAAGGAGCGCAUCGUAAGGGGCCCCUUUGACUAUGUCAUCUCCCAUCCCGGCAAGGACUUUCGCUCCCAGCUCAUCGGCUCCUUCAACGCCUGGCUCGACGUCCCGGCCCCCAGCCUCGCCAUCAUCACCCGCGUCGUCGGCAUGCUCCACGAGUCCAGUCUGCUCGUCGACGACGUCCAGGACAACUCGGAACUGCGCCGCGGUUUCCCCGUGGCGCACAACAUCUUUGGCGUCGCUCAGACCAUCAACUCGGCCAACUACAUCUACUUUGCCGCCCUGCAGGAGCUGCAGCAGCUCCAGAACCCCAACGCCAUCGCCAUGUUCGCCGAGGAGCUGGUCAACCUGCACAGAGGCCAGGGCAUGGAUCUCUUCUGGCGCGACACCCUCACGUGCCCCACUGAGGAGGACUAUCUCGAGAUGGUCGGCAACAAGACGGGCGGCCUGUUCCGUCUCGGCAUCAAGCUCAUGCAGGCCGAGUCCGGCACCGACAUUGACUGCUCCCACCUCGUCAACCUCAUCGGCCUCAUCUUCCAGAUCCGCGACGACUACAUGAACCUGUCCUCCCAGGAGUACUCCAACAACAAGGGCAUGUGCGAGGACCUCACCGAGGGCAAGUUCUCCUUCCCCGUCAUCCACGCCGUCCGCGCCGACCCGACAAACCUCCAGCUCAUCAACAUCCUCAAGCAAAAGACCACCGAUCUCCAGGUCAAGCGCUACGCCGUGCAGUACAUGGAGAACAUGGGCAGCUUUGAGUACACGCGCAAAGUGCUUACUGUCUUGAUUGAACGCGCGCGAAAGACCGCCGAGCAGAUUGACGCUGGCUCCGGUCGCAUGGCCGGCAUACAAAAGAUUUUGAACAAGAUGGUCGUUGAGUAA